CAGAAGUAAAUUGGGUCUGCUUUGCUGUGCCUGCAGAAAAUUAUAUAUUUUUACAAAAGCGUAAAAGAUUUCAAAAGUUCAUCGUGCCUUCAUUGGAGACCAGAGUGAUAGAAAAAUGGCAGAAUUUGAACAUGGUAAAUCUUUUGAUAGCAACGUUAAUAGGAAAAAGCAAAGUCUGGGUGGCAACAUUGGUUCAAAAUGGAAAAAGUAUCCUUUAGGAAGUGAUGUUGACAAGGAGGAAGUUUUUGACUUUCCCUACAUUGUUCAUGAAGAUACUGUUUCCUUUAUUCAGGAACAUGGGAGAAUAAUGUUCAUCAUUCGAGGACCUCCGAGUACUGGGAAAGCUACUCUAAGUGAUAUGAUUUUGAAGAAAUACCCAAACUCGUCUUACUGCUGUGCUGAUCGCUAUUUCAAUAGGUCUUUCCCAAAUGAACGUACUAGAGAGAGUAUUAAAGAAUCCCAUGAAUAUUGCCAGAAAAAAGCAGAAGCUGCCUGUUUAAACAAUCAAAGUCCAAUUAUAAUACAAAAUACUCAUAUAAGAAAGUGGGAAAUGCAGUACUAUUUAGACUUAGCUGCGGUGCACAAUUAUACCAUUAUUAUGGCUGUAACGCUGUAUAAAUUUGAUGUAACUUUAGAGGCCCUUGAAAAAAAUAACACAGAUGGGCUCACUUUAGAAUAUUUUAAAGGACGAAUGAGAAAAUGGUCAGAUGUUAUGCCAAACUUUACUGGUUGGUUUUUAUGCCCACAAGAUUCUUAUUACCUUUUAUAUUCAGUAAGAGAAAUCUUUGAAGCUUUGCUAGGAGAUGGAAAAUUUUGCAGUGUUUUUGAUGCCUAUAAUAUAGAUGACAUUUUUGCUCGAUUCAAAGCCAGAAGAUUGCUUUUUUGUUUGGCUAAACACUCAAAAUACUUUCAUGAAAUGAAAAAGUAUUAUCUCUCGGAUACAGUGCAAGAAAGUUACGGGAAGAUGUUUGAAAUUACAGUGAAAGGUUAUCUGAUAUCUUCAUCAAGCAUUGUUGGAAUUACUGAGGUUUCUCAGGAAAUGGAACCUUUAAUCAUGAAGAAUAAUGAUGAUGAAUUGGACAUACCUGUACAUGCACUUCGAAUUGACAACAAUAUUUGUGAGUACAGCAAGUCGAUUCCAUUUGAAAAAAGUUCAGAAGUCUCCAAAACAGCCAUUUUAAAUGACUGGGAUGAUGGUGAAGAUAUCAGUCUUUGCAGUUGCAACUUCAUUGACAUUGCUCAUAAUGACGACACGCUUUUUGACUUUCCAAAGCUCCAACAGCAGUUGACUGAUGCUGCUCUUUUAAUGAAGGAUGAGAGAACCCAAUCGGUUGAAUUAGAAAAUGGCGUACUAUCGUAUCGUUUGCCAAACAAUGAAUGGCUUGUUAAAGCACCACAGAAAAUAACAUUUAAGUCCAUAUUUACUGGGUUGUAUACAUAACUUAGGCUUAAGGUGUCAAGUGCUUGGUUUAAAUUCUUAUAAAUUUUAAUGACUAUUUUGAUAGCUUGUUAAGCACUGAAGAAAAUAAUAUUGAAAGCUGUUUUUAGAGAACACUGCAAAUUCAUGAAAUAUGUUUUGCUUGAUCAUGUAUUUGUUGUAAAUUUCGUUAAGUUUUUGACAUACUACAAGUUUUAUAUAAUGUUUGAAACUCAUUAUUAUCUAAUAAAAGUGUGU
This is a messenger RNA of Uloborus diversus, 1675 nucleotides long. RefSeq names its product 2',3'-cyclic-nucleotide 3'-phosphodiesterase-like. Lineage: Eukaryota; Metazoa; Arthropoda; Arachnida; Araneae; Uloboridae. Gene Ontology annotation, cellular component: membrane; cytoplasm. Gene Ontology annotation, biological process: cyclic nucleotide catabolic process. Gene Ontology annotation, molecular function: 2',3'-cyclic-nucleotide 3'-phosphodiesterase activity. The coding region runs from base 116 to 1441 and encodes 441 amino acids. The transcript has 6 exons. The record is from RefSeq and is a predicted model, not a curated record.